Messenger RNA from Anopheles marshallii, 2751 nucleotides. RefSeq names its product mitochondrial proton/calcium exchanger protein (gene Letm1). The transcript is spliced from 6 exons. The record is from RefSeq and is a predicted model, not a curated record. Gene Ontology annotation, biological process: intracellular monoatomic cation homeostasis. Gene Ontology annotation, molecular function: ribosome binding; calcium ion binding. The coding region runs from base 1 to 2751 and encodes 916 amino acids. Lineage: Eukaryota; Metazoa; Arthropoda; Insecta; Diptera; Culicidae. Gene Ontology annotation, cellular component: mitochondrial inner membrane.
AUGAGUGCAAUUCUUCGGAACCAAAGUCAGCUGUUUGGCAUGAACCGCUGCUACCGGAAUGUACAUCCAAACGCACGGGUACGAUUUGUCAGCUAUCGCACGAAAACACCAGCCGCUGUUAUAAGCGCCCAGUAUGACAGCCUACUUCAGCCCUGCACCAUCUUCAGCGCAAAUUCCAACUGCAGGAGACCGGUUGGACCGCGCAAUGGUGGCCUACCUCUGCUCGAUGCACUCGGAUAUGGCCGUGGCAGUGGGACACUGUCGCCGCAAAUUAUCAGAUGCAUUUCCACCACUAGCUGGCUUCAAGAUCAGCCAUCCUCCAAGGUUGAAGUCACGGUACAAACGUUAAAGAAGAAAGAAAAAGAGCAACAGCAGCAGCAACAGCAGCUUGCCAAUGGCACAGCGAAUGGAGCUCCAGCUGGAGCUACAGUACCGACGGCAACAUCAGCAGCAUCAGCAAAUGUGCUGUCCGACAGUGCAACAGUUAAGGGCACACCUAGCGCUACCACAGGUACCGACCCUGUCACAAGCACAGAGCAACAACAACAAACACCACCGGCAGCCGCAGUCGUAGCUGCCGCUCCGGUUGUGAAGAAAACGCUCCAACAGCGUAUAUGGGCCGAACUGGUGCACUACUACCACGGCUUUCGGUUACUGUUCAUCGACAUUAACAUUAGCCGGAAGUUGCUGUGGCGUGUACUUAACGGCAGAACGUUGACGCGCCGCGAACACAAACUACUCAUCCGGACGACCUCCGAUCUGUUCCGGUUGGUACCGUUCUCGGUGUUUAUUAUCGUACCGUUUAUGGAGUUGCUGUUGCCGCUCGCGAUCAAGCUGUUCCCGGGCAUGUUGCCCUCUACCUUCCAAACCGCCACCGAGCGGGAGGACAAAAUUAAGCAAAACCUCAAGGUGAAGAUCGAGAUGGCCAAGUUCCUGCAGAAAACGCUGGACGAUAUGGCGGUACAGAACAAGGAGCACCGGUCGCAGGCGGCCAAAGACUUCAGUGAAUUUUUCACGCGCAUCCGUACGACGGAAAACUUUACCAUUUCGAACGAGGAAAUACUAAAAUUUUCCAAACUGUUUGAGGAUGAAAUCACGCUUGAUUCGUUAACCCGCCAGCAGCUGCAGGCACUGUGCCGCGUGCUAGAGGUAUCGCCAAUCGGCACGUCCAACCUGCUUCGUUUCCAGCUACGGCUUAAGCUGCGCAAUCUGGCGGCAGAUGAUCGCACCAUCCAGAAGGAAGGUAUCGAAUCGCUUAAUCUAUCCGAGUUACAGGCAGCUUGUCGUGCGCGCGGUAUGCGUGCGUACGGUGCCUCGGAGGAACGGCUAAAGUCGCAGCUGCAGGAGUGGAUUAAUCUGAGCCUGAACGAAAAGGUUCCUCCCUCGUUGCUGCUGCUUUCUCGUGCGCUGGUUCUGCCGGAGAACAUUACGACGAGUGACAAAUUGAAGGCAACGAUCUCCACGCUGCCCGAAUCGGUGGCGACCGUUACGAAGGCGGCCAUCGGUGAACGGGAGGGUAAGAUCGACAACAAGACGAAGAUAGAGGUGAUCAAAGAGGAGGAACGCAAGAUCAAAGAAGAGCGCGAAGAGGAGAAAGAAAAACAGAAGGAACAACAGGAGCUGGUCGAUGGGGCUCCGGUGCUGACGGCCGAUGGCAAGAUGGCCCCGGAACCGACGAGCACGACGACAGUACCGGAGCAACCGGAAAUUAUUUUCGCUCCCGCACCGUCCCGUACGAUCGUGCUCGAUCAGGUACCACCGCAACCACAUACGGCGUCGGAGAUCUCGAGCAAGGAUCUGGAGGUGCUCGGCGAUGCGCUCGGUACGCUGAGCAAGGAUAAGAAAUCGCUGUUGGUCGAGAAGGAAGAGAUAAGGGACCUGAAGGAAGAAAUUGCCGACUAUCAGGAAGAUGUGCAAGAACUACAAGAGGUUGUCACUGCCGCUCGCAAUCAGGAGGAGGUGCAGGUGAAGGAAUCGCGUGCCGCGAAGUUGCUGUUCCGAAAGGUUAACUCGAUGAUCAACCGAAUGGACACCGUAAUGACGGAGUUGGAGCGCAAGGAGAAGCAUCUGAAGGAGAAGAUGCAUGCGGCUGAACAGAGCGAGGAGCUACAGAAGCCCCAGGCAGCGGAUGAGGAACUGGUGCGAAUAGAUGAGCUAAUGUCCGCAAUUAAAAAGAUUCAAAAUGUCACCGAUGAUUCGCGGUUAGACCAAAUUUCAAAAAUUCUCGGCAAAAUCGAUGACGAUCAGGAUGGUCAAAUUAAGGUGGAGGAUGUCCUGAAGGUUAUUGAAACGAUUGGCAAAGAGAACGUUAAGCUAAACGCGAAGCAGGUGGACGAACUGAUCGAUUUGCUCGACAAGGAGGAAGAGCUCGAGGCGGAGGACAAGAUCGAGAAGGCACUCACCAAGAGCCUGGAAGCCAAAGAGAAGCAAAAGGAACAAAAAGAAAAGGAGAAGGAAAAAUUGCUCGAGCUUACGGAUAAGGCGACGGAUUUGAGUGCACUGGCACCACCACCAAGCCCGACAACGAAGCAGCUCGACGACGGUACAACGAUUAUCGAUGCGGACGCACUGCAAAAGGUUGUGGAGGAACGUAAGAAAAAUGCCAGUAUUAAUGGAACCGGUGGAGGAUCAUCGGCAGGUUCCGCAGGAGCAGCAGGCAGCACCGAAGUAGUAGUACCACCUCCGACAGCGACACAGCAUCCAACCCGGCCCGACACGAGCGCCAGUGCACCCAAGGACAAAAUUAUUUGA